UCUCCACGUCAGAGCUACAGAAAACCUUAAUGGACAGGUGACGCGCUCUGCAGCGACGCAGCCGCUGUUGCUCUCCUGUUCGCAGCCUGAGUGCGCUCAGGCUGGACUACCGCACCGCGAUCAGGUGGGGAGAUGUAGCUCAGCUUAAAUCGGACAGCCUUGACUGAAAAAACGACAUGAUUAUAGCACGGAGAGAAGAUGGUGUGGAUGAAAGACCCACAUAGGUGGAACAGAUCAGAACCGCCGCGAUGAGCACCUCCUUUCCGAAAUCUGAUUCCACAACCUCGCUACUCAAAUCAUCGAGGAGAUCGACACACCUCCCUGAUCAGACAUCAGAGAUCCAGAGAGGUCACCAUCAGCACCAGCACCACCACCGUCCCGUUGCGCUCCAGGGUAGCGGCGGCAAAACCGAUGAGUCUUUCUGGUCGGCCGAGGGCGACGUCAGCGCUCGGAGACCCCUGUGUCAUCCCUCUCUCGUCGGCAGCCAGGACGGGAGUACUCCAGCCACUCGGAGUAAGUGCAAGCCCCAUGCCCCCCUCAGCCAAGUUCCCGUUCAACCGGGACCAAACUGCGAGGCGGACCGAGGUGUGACCGAGCGGAGCCGUACUAACCCCAAGCCCUCACACCGUCACCACCACCACCACCGCAGGAAGCACCACCGAGGGGAUAAUCCAGAUAACCCCGCGCAUCCCUGUCACACGCAUACCCACAGGGCGCCAUCCCUUUCGGACAGCACCGACGACAGGGCCCCGCUGUGUGAACCGAGGGACCGUGAGAGGGGCAGUUUGGCCAGUGGCGGCGGUGGUCAGGUCAGCAGUCCAUCCCCGUCCUCCUGCUCCCCUGUCCCGCCGUCCAGCAGGCCGUCCCGCCGCUCCAGGAGGUCCAGCUCUGCUUCUUUUGCAUCUGACAUCAAUUUGAGGAGCGUCCUUAAUUCACUGUUCGGGCAGAUGCUCCAGGACGCUGAGAGGAGACUCAGACUUGUGCUGUCUUGUGAGGAAUCAGGGUAUCUCGGGCCGUAUCAGGACUCCAUUGUUUCCGUGUCACAAAACUGCGUUCUCGUAAGCAACAUACUGGGACAAACCCGUGUCUUCCUGGGCAAAGGCAUGGCAAAGUGCAGGCAGGCUGAUAGAGAGCUGCGGCCAGAAGAAAUGGAUGAGCUGCGAGAUGCUUUCAAGGAAUUUGACAAAGACAAGGAUGGCUUCAUAAGCUGUAAAGAUCUGGGAAACUGUAUGAGGACCAUGGGAUACAUGCCUACCGAAAUGGAGCUGAUAGAAUUGAGUCAACAGAUAAACAUGAACUUGGGAGGUCAUGUUGAUUUUGACGAUUUUGUGGAAUUAAUGGGCCCAAAACUUCUUGCUGAAACAGCAGACAUGAUUGGGAUAAAGGAGUUAAAAGAUGCAUUUAGGGAGUUUGACACAAAUGGGGAUGGUGCCAUAAGCACUACUGAGCUAAGAGAUGCAAUGAGGAAGUUACUGGGUCAACAAGUAGGUCUUAAAGAGGUAGAAGAUAUCCUAAGGGAUGUGGACUUAAAUGGUGACGGACUUGUUGACUUUGAAGAGUUCGUACGAAUGAUGUCUCGCUAAGAUCAGACAUUGGUCCUGAAUGUGAAGCUGUGUCCCACUUUACACCGAAACCAUGCCCAACUAAAGGACAAGCCAAGAUCCACUGAGCCAUCGAAAUCUAAACGACACUGGAAUUCAAACUCCUCGAAUGUCAAAGAGCGAGGGGGUCACCUCCCACUUUCAAUCAAUAAGUGUUCUUCCUUAAAACUUUUAAAGUUUAACUGAGGCAGAAUUUGCUGUAGCAUAGCUAACGAUUGUCUAAUUUAUGUUUUUGCACUUUAAUUCCCACUUAAUAACUUCCUGUGUGGAUAAAUUGUCGGUGUCCUGUCUCAAACUCUAUGUGGUGUGAUUAAGUGUCUUACAAAAUGUCACCUUCAGUGUUUCAUCGGAAUCACAAUGAGAGACUGAAUGUAGGGAAGACAAGACAUUAUUACUGUCAAAUGUUUAUAUAUUCACACACUGUCUGUUGUAUGAGAAAUGUACUUGAAUGUACUUUUGUGCACCAAUGGUGCUUCACCAAGAAAUCAAAGUGGCAAUACCACACCUGUAAUGUAACUUUGUGAUUAUGUGUAGUUUUUCAUUGUGCCAGACCUGUUCCAAUGAAAAAGCAUCACUGUCUGACAUCUGGCAGCAAAGGAAGAAAUCUGAUCCUAAUGAGAAGUAAAUCUCUAAAAUGUCUCCAUAUUUGUUAUUAACUGAGAUCAGCAAAGGAACAAGAAAGAAAAAAAGACUGUAAAAGAUGGGCAGCUUUUCUCAAAAGCUUAGAAAGUCCUCACCAACACUUACCAGCGGUGAUUUGCAGCAACACAGAACAUAUUAAGAUUGUCUCUUUUUGUGUUCAUGUCUGAAUUUACAAAAGGCUGAGAAAAAAGAAAUGACCGUUUUUGAAAGUCUGUUUAGGUCUGUAUGAGGUUACACAUUAGAAAUUACAAAUGUGAACUGUAUGUACAGUGGAUCUGAUCAUGUUGUACCUGCCACUGUCUUUAUGACUCAGUAUGUGCUAAUGUUACAUAAUGUUAUACAUCUGAGCUGUCAAAAAAAGUUUUAUGCAUGCCAAAGAGAGACAUUUACUACAUUUAGUAUGCACAAUUUUGUCUAUCAAAACAGGAAACAUAAUAUUUCAGCAAGUUAACCAUAGAAAAAUAAAAGGUGUUGACAUAUGA
This is a messenger RNA of Girardinichthys multiradiatus, 2725 nucleotides long. RefSeq names its product calcium binding protein 1a (gene cabp1a). Gene Ontology annotation, molecular function: calcium ion binding. The record is from RefSeq and is a predicted model, not a curated record. Bases 249 to 1583 code for a protein of 444 amino acids. NCBI's taxonomy places the organism in Eukaryota, Metazoa, Chordata, Actinopteri, Cyprinodontiformes, Goodeidae. The transcript is spliced from 8 exons.